ACAGUCGGAGUCGAGGAUCUCGCCACACGGAGCUGCCAACUUCUCUUCUUUGCGGCCACUGGCCUGUUUCUGGCUCAGUCCCAGGUGUCCUCUGGCCGUAUAGUGUAAAGGUUGCAGAACCGAGGGGCCGGGGCAGGCCUUGGAAGAGCAAGCGGACUGGUCUUUUGUCAGGGUGCAGUCAGCUACGCUCAUAAUCAGCCUGCUCCUUUUCCCGCCCAGGCGCUACUUCCGAGAAAAUACCCCUCCCCUCCCUGCUACGAGUGAAAAGGAGGUCCCGACCUCCCCCAAGGCGGCGCGCGGGUCCACUCUGCUCUGCGCCCCUUCCUGAUCCACUGUCCAGUUCGGAUUCGGAGGAAGCAAAGCUUCUCUCCCGGCACAGGCUCUGACCCGGCCGGCCCCUCCGCCACCGGCUUUUUCUCCUCCGCAGCUUGUUUCUCCGCGCGCAAGCGACCAUGCUGCCCGGGCGUCCUAGAAGCUUUUGGCACGAGGCGUCGCAGCAGAUUGUGGCCGGCGGCUCUGCGGAUGUGCCGUUCCAUAGCAAAUAACAUGCGUGGCAGAACUCUCACGGGAAUUCCAGACACACGAGCAACAAGCAGUUUGGGCAGGCAGUGGAGCCGCGUGUGCGGCAGGAGGGGGUUGGCCGGUCAGGGAGAGGAGGUGAUUGGUGACCAAAGGAGUUGCCGCCAUCGACGGAAGCUUGAUUGACUGAUGGAGGAAGCAGUUUGGGCAGGCGGUGGACCCACGUGGGCAGCAGGAGGCGGUGGCCCGAGUGAGGGUGGCGGCGAGGAAGAUGGGAGGCUUCGGUGGCUGUGGGAGCUGGAGGCGGUGAAAGAGGAAGAGGAUUGGAACCUUGGACAAUGGAAGGAGCUGGCAGAGCAUGGCCGAGUGAGGGGGCUGGCGGGGGCGAGCGGGACAAGACGGCACCUUCUCUACAGCCACCAAUGGUCUUGUAGAAAUUUGCCUGAUGCACCCCCUCGAUGUGGUGAAAACCAGGUUUCAGAUUCAAAGGGGGAAAACUGAUCCGACCAGUUACAAGAGCCUUGGAGACAGUUUUAAGACCAUAUAUCGGACAGAAGGAUUGUUUGGUUUCUACAAAGGCAUACUCCCUCCAAUCUUGGCUGAAACACCCAAAAGGGCAGUAAAGUUUUUCACCUUUGAACAAUACAAGAAAUUACUAGGACAUGUUUCACUGUCACCAGCAUUGGCAUUUGCAGUUGCUGGCUUGGGAUCUGGGCUAACAGAAGCAGUUGUGGUUAACCCUUUUGAAGUUGUGAAGGUUAGCCUGCAGGCAAAUCGGGAUGCUUUUACAAAGCAGCCAUCCACCUUUGCCAAAGCUCAGCAGAUUAUUCAGGUCGAUGGGCUGGGACUUCGUGGACUCAACAAAGGGUUAUCUGCUACGUUGGGGCGUCAUGGCAUUUUUAAUAUGGUUUAUUUUGGAUUCUACUUCAAUGUGAAGAACAUCAUUCCUGAAAACAAGGAUCCAACCCUGGAGUUUCUAAGGAAAUUUGGAAUUGGACUGGUCUCGGGAACAAUAGCCUCCAUUAUCAACAUCCCUUUUGAUGUUGCAAAAAGUAGGAUUCAAGGACCACAACCAGUUCCAGGGGAGAUCAAGUACAGAACCUGUUUUAAAACUAUGGCAAUGGUCUAUAAAGAAGAAGGAUUUCUAGCUUUGUACAAAGGAUUGGUUCCUAAGAUCAUGAGGCUAGGCCCAGGUGGCGCAGUGAUGCUUCUGGUUUAUGAGUACACUUACGGAUGGCUUCAAGAACACUGGUGAUCAAAAGUAUCAUUUCGAAGGCAACAUACUGUUUAAAACAAUCCACAUGUUAAAUCAAAUUGAAUUGUCAAACUGGAAUCAAAUAUCACACGAGCCAUAAACGUUGAUCCAAUGGCUGACAUUCAAGGGCUACAAAAGAAAAAGUAGCCCUGUGGAAAUGCAAAAAGAUGUGAGCUUAUCUGCUCUAUAGUCUUUUCCAGCAGGCACAGAGUGGGGAAGGGAGUGAUUUUCCCUGCUCUCUCCUCCCUCCAAAUGAAAUUUUUGUUGAGGGGUGUGAGGAGAAAUAUUAAGACCCUCACACAGCAGAGUAUGCUCUGUUAGUAAAGAAGUUCAGGCCUAGAGAUUAUUUGAAGACAGUAGGUUGAAUUAAAGAAAACAAAUAAAGAUUUAUUAAGAAACGAAACAUCACAUACUAAGAGAGAGACAUUGGAUAUCAUGCCCAAACAGGCACUAGCCUUCAACAACAACUGAACAGUUUUGACUAUAACUGACCAAGAGAGGCCUAUUAAGCAUCUCAUCAUGCCUCUAGUGGCCAGAAGAAUGCUCACUUCUAACAGUUUUAACUCCAGGAAUCUGUCCCUGAGGGUUGCAUCACCCUCAGAGAGAUUCCUGGAGUUAAAAACUCCAUCUAGGCGCUUUCCAGAUUACACCCUGCAACCAAAUUUGGGGUCACAACAAAUCUCUGAAGUGUACUUCCACACUUCCUGUGUUGUGACACCGCAGUCCCUACACUGACAGCAGGGUGCCGUUCCAAUGCCUUGUUUCGAAUUUAAACGCUGUGAUAUAGUGCUAUGGCGUCAUAAAUCUGGCGUAAAAAAGUUGCCGUUUUUUCAGGUGGUUAGUGUUCACAAGACUGCUCCCCCUGCUGUUUAUGUUUUGAAAGCAAUUUGCCUGAAUGGAAGCAUUUUGCUGUUGUUGAGCGGCUAAUCUGGAAAGCGCCCUGAAGUGGGGAGAGAGCUGUGAAAAUUGCAAAAAGAAAAAGAAAAACCCAACCCACUCAAAACUCCUUUGCCAGGGAAAGAUUAUAGAGCAGUUCGGCUCAUUUUUGCAUUUCUGCAGGGCUACUUCCAUUUUUGUAUCCCUGUAAAGAGUGUCAGUCACUUCUGCCAAAUCCUUUUUUUUUUUUUAACAGCCAUCAUUAAAGUUAAUGAAAGUUGAUGGCACACAACUCUUUGCAGCAAUGAAUUCUGAGUAGCUUACUAGACAUGAUCUAGAUAUUUGGAGCCCCAAAUGUCUUUUUUCUUUUUCAGAAAACAGCUGGUGAAGGGAGAUUUGGAUCAAAGUCACAGUGUGAAGGGAGAGGGGUUUAAUCCUUUCCCUCACGCAGAUUCCCAGCUUCUCCCCCCGCUGAAGCAGCUAUUAACUGUUGUGAGGAACAUUUAUUAUGAUUUAAUAAACCAACACUAUCACUUAACAUUAGAUGGCAAAAUCAUAUUUCAUAUUUUUCAUUUUCAUUCUCUAUUACAGUAAAAAUGGGACUACACAUUAUAUCCGAAAAUGUAUGUUCUCAAGCCUAGUUGGGGAAAAUUUAUUUUAAAAGGGGAAUAUGCAGAAUUGGCCAAGGGAAUUAAGAACCCUAUAAUUCUCCCUUGCAGAAUCCCCUCUCACUGCUGCAGGGCCUUUUUAAGAUUCCUGGGGGCAGAAAAGUUCAUUUGAGGGGGGGGGGGCCACCACUUUUCUCUUGUAGGCGUAGUAUGCAACAUUACACUUAUGGUGAAAGAUUUAUGCUGGCCUCUUUCUUUUCCUAAAAAGUGCCCUGCAUUGCUGCAAUAAAUGUGUCCCCUGGGUUUUUCCUGUAAUGUGUGGUUCUAGCAUCACACAUCAGGAACAAAAUACUCUUAAAAGGGCAAUUGUGCCUUUAACUUGCAGUUCCACUUUUUAAAAUUGCCCCCAGUUAAUUGAUUAAUGGAACUGCCAAUUAAAUGAACUGAAGUUUCCAACUAAGUGAAAAACAAAAUAAUAUUGAGUGCAUACCUCAGUGCAUCCCCUUCCUUAUCAUAUGUACUGGAGACUGUAUCAUCUAGACAGGCCCAUUGAUGAGCAAAUUAUAUGAGUAGCACUAUGGACUAGUGUGAUCAUAUAGAGUUUUGAACACUGCAUCAAAAUCUUCUGUAUUGAAGCAUGUAGCUUGUUUUUAUUAAAUACAUCAAAAACAAUAUACAAUACAGGUGGACCUAAUUAUCUGCAGGGGUUCCAUUCCCGCAGAUUACCACAGGUAAUGAAACCGUGGAUAAUUGAGUCUAUGGGAACACAGUAAUUGAGUCUAUGGGAACGCAGGGGUUAGGUUCCCACACUCAAAUAAACACACACCCCCACAAAGAAAACCCACCAAAACGGGGCAAAUAAAGUGUCCUACCAUGUCUGUGGGUUUCCUAGUGUCCAGCAAUGCCCCCCCAAAAGUCCAAAACAGUCCCCAAAAUUGCAGAUUUCUUCCAAUUCUUUGCUAAAAUGAGCCACAAAAUGACUCCCACAGACAAAAUGGUGGCCAGAAGUUACCUCCCAGUCCUCUAGGAACCACAGAUACUUGGGUGUUAACUCUUUCGUAUCUGCGGAUAUUGAAAUCAGGUGUCAAUUAGACACCCAUAAAUAUGCAAAACCGAAAAUAUAAAAUCCGCAUAUAACGAGGUUAUCCUGUACUAUGUUCUGUGGUAACUAACAUGAUAAUUAGAUGAUCAUACACAUUUUUAUAUGUUUGAUUUUGUAAAUAGCAAGUUCAAUCACAAUCUACUACAUGCACUAGUUUUCCCAGCUGUCUUCUUGUUUUCAUUAUUUUCCUAUUAAUUCUGUGUCUUGUUUUCAAGGACUGUUUGAGAUGGAUUAUUUGACAGCUCUGCAGCAGAGACAGGCUAAUUUUAUCAAUGUGUACCUUCUUAUAAUGGAACUGGAUUUUUCUUUAAUAAAAUUGCAUGUUUAAUGCUA
Molecule: messenger RNA, 4693 nt
Organism: Hemicordylus capensis (graceful crag lizard)
Lineage: Eukaryota; Metazoa; Chordata; Lepidosauria; Squamata; Cordylidae
Gene: SLC25A21
Product: solute carrier family 25 member 21
Exons: 11
Coding region: 965-1774 (269 amino acids)
Biological process (GO): transmembrane transport
Source: RefSeq, a predicted model, not a curated record